Messenger RNA from Rubroshorea leprosula, 1246 nucleotides. Lineage: Eukaryota; Viridiplantae; Streptophyta; Magnoliopsida; Malvales; Dipterocarpaceae. The record is from the annotation of a GenBank genome assembly.
GGUUGUUUCCAUUGGUUAAUACGACACUUGAUGAUGUAAUAUCAUUCUGUGUAUUAGCUUUUGGAAAUGUCUCCCGUUGAUUCCGAAAGGAUAAAUGGUUGAGAAGGCCUAAUGCCCUUUAGGAAAACAUGUAGUGGCCUUAGAGAGAUACCAACCCUAAGACAUGUUUCCCUUAGCAUCCCACCUAUGAGUGUUUGCAACAAUGACUCACUAGCUUCUCCUUUGAAAUUUGCUUGGCAUACUUAAUGAAGAAAAUUCAUGUCUUAGGAUACAAUUUCACACACCUUACCACUUGUCAGCAUAUUUAUAUUCUUGCAUCCUUUAUCACUCAUUUCCCAUCCAUGUUUAUUUCUUUUCUUGCAUUCCCAAAAAUGCAUGCUUUACGAUACAACUCCACACACAUUAUCACUUUAGAGCAUAUUCAUGUUCAUGCAUCCAUGUUUAUUUCUUUUCUUGCACUCCCAUAAUCUUGUUUGAUUCUUUGCCUUCAACAAUUGAAAUAUGGAUUCAUACAUGGUCAAGUGCGAUUCUUUGUCAGUCGAGACACCUUUUGAAAUAUUCAUCCAUGGAGAAAGUUUUGACCAAUAGAGGAUUGAAGAGAUCUCCAAUUACAAGCAUUUCUUUCCCAUCAUUCACAAUUGCCAAGUCCAAGGGGGCAAACUUUAGAAGGACAAGAACCAAGAGCAGCCUUGAGGAUUAGAAGCUCAAGCACAUCACCCUUCAUGUUGCUCCAACAAUCAAGGAAAAGAAUGGAACUUCUCAUUAGACAAUUGUACUCUGAAAGAUUUAGGAGUCAGAUUUUACUAGGGACUUGAAUGCUACCAUGUUGAUGUACUUAGUGUGAUGUAUUAGGCUUUUACUUUGUAAUGAAUGACCACCUUUGUAAUGCAUGUUGAACUGCUUGUAGACUACUUCAAGAAGAAAAAAAAAAUCAGGCAUGACAGUCUCCCUAUGUUUUCUCUCCCUUUGGAGCAAUACAUCAUCCAUCUAGAAGGCGGCCUCAACAUGCUUUUAUAAACUCACCAAGAUAUGAUGUUGAAGUGGACUUACACAUGAGACAAGUGGAUCUAGAUUCAAUAAAUGAGGGGGCAAAUCUAGGUCAUGGGGAAAUUUGAGUAUUAUUGCUCUUAAGGAUGAACCCCUAUUUGACAUGACCAUUACUUCUGCCUUGGGGGCCACUUUGGCCAAUUGGACAGUCAAGCUUUUCUUUGCUUCAUUCAUCCAUGAGUAAAAUAAGUCAGCUUUC